UGUUCAUGAAACCCAAUCCAAAAAAGAAAUUGAAGUAUUCUCUCGAUUUUAUAAAAUGGUCACCAAAGAAUAUACAUGAUUCGAUGCUACCAAUUAUGAUAUUAAAUUGGAUUAUGGGUCUAAGUAUCUGGGAAUACCCUUUGGGAAAACCACGACCUGUUAUUACAUUUAUCUACGUUUUGCUAAUGAAUUCUCUUUACUGGUUUCUUGUUUUAUCUGCUCAACAAGAGGUGAACCUUGAAAAUUUAACGACAAUAGGGAAAAAUAUUUUUGCAGUUAUUAUAUAUUUCAAUACGAUUAUCGCAGUGUCUUCUAUUAUCAUUGGUUGGUAUCAUUAUAAGGAGCUCAAGGCUAAUAUUGAAAGAUUGGAACAAUUGGAUGUAGCAUUGGAACGUUUGGGCCUUCCAAAUAACUAUCACAAAAUUUUCAUUAAUACGAUGAUAAAAGCAGCAAUGUGGCUUAUCACAAUUGUAGUUCUUGUAGCGAAUGACAUACAAUUCUUACUAUCAAAGUUCGAUUGGUUGAAAUCUCUUCACAUAAUGUACAUGAUUCACUGUCCACUUCAUCUUAACUCCGUGGUUGAUUUCACCUUCACGUCACUUGUGAACUUACUAGGAAUAAGAUUUGAAAAUAUUAAUUUACUUCUGAAAAGACACUUGGAAAAAAACCCAGAGCCAAAAACUGUUAGACAAUUAUACCCGAAAUACAGUAGAGUCAGUGCUCUAGUUAUGUCCACUGAAUAUAGUGAUAGAUUAAAUGAGAAGCAAUUAGAGAUACAAUUACUGAUACUAAGUCGAUAUCUUCAUAUGGAAUUAACGAAUAUAUCCUGGGAAGUAAACAAGAUUUAUCAAAAACAAAUGAUGAUGGAAAUGGGAGCAUAUCUGAUUAUAUUAACAGGCCUUUCAUAUUACUUGUUCACUAUACUUUUUUUUUCUAUUCGAACAUUCCACUCUAAAAUUGCACAAGUUAUUAACGGUUGCAUUUGGUCUAUUGUAUAUGCGUACAAAUUGCUCAAUAUUACAUCUACUUGUGCAAAAGUUAGUCUAGAGUCACAGAAAACUAGAGACAUACUGUAUGAACUAAAGAUUUUAAAUGAAGAUAAAGAGUUUAAAGAGGAGAUUGAACAAUUUUCGUUACAACUUACCCAACGACCCUUGGUAUUCAGCACAUGCGGGUUAUCAACUUUAGAUUACCCCUUUGUGCAAAGGUUCAUAGGAUCAGUGACGACAUAUCUCGUUAUAUUAAUACAAUUCAGUCCAGAAAUAAGCGAAUGAAUAACGAUAAACAAAUUUUGACAGUUUCGUCUAACUACACUGGAACUUGGAAUUACCGUUUUGGGAAUUGCUUGCAGUGACCUUCACUGUAAAUUCAGACACUUGAAAAGUAAAUAGGCAGCGCAGCAUGAACGAUUUCUGUUGGAUUUUGAGGCAUCUUUUUCUCAAGAUAUUUACAACGUAAAACUUGACGUAAAAUAUAAUAGGAACUUUUAUUUUUUAAUAAAGAGCGCGCUCGACGACUUUUGUAAAAUAUCCUCAAGGUAAUGUUUAUAGAAUUAUGAAUAAUCGACUUUUCAUGGAAGAAAAUCGAUGUUUUAGUAUUUCAACGGGCAUCGAGCCUACUCUGCUGAACUAUUUGCUACCUCAGAAUCCUAAGAAUAAAUUUAUUAACGUAACUCUUUACGCGCUCUACAGUGCAAGAUAAAGAUUGCAUUGCAGAUUAAUAAUAUAAAUAUGUAUAUAAGACAAAAUUACUAUGUUUCUAAAUUUAAAUUGUAAAUUUUAUUUGCUUAGAAAUAUUUUCAGAUAGGAAAUUUAAUAUCGUUUCAAGAUUUUUAUA
Belonocnema kinseyi is the source of this 1836-nucleotide messenger RNA. Its product is annotated as putative gustatory receptor 28b. The record is from RefSeq and is a predicted model, not a curated record. NCBI's taxonomy places the organism in Eukaryota, Metazoa, Arthropoda, Insecta, Hymenoptera, Cynipidae. Gene Ontology annotation, cellular component: neuronal cell body; dendrite; membrane. Gene Ontology annotation, biological process: sensory perception of taste. The coding region runs from base 6 to 1274 and encodes 422 amino acids. The transcript has 7 exons.